CAUUUUCUCUCUCCACUCCUUAUUAUGUAUCUCUAUUAUUUUUAGUUCUGAAGAGUAGAAGUCUUUGGUAGGAAAAGCAACCAUGGCAGCCACAGCUUCCCCAAUGGCCAGUCAGCUGAGGAGCAGCUUUGCUUCUUCAACAAGGGGACUGAUCAUCCCUAAGGGUAUCUCUGCAGCUCCAUUGAGAGUCUUACCCUGCAGGAGAAACUCUUCCUUCACCAUCAAAGCUGUCCAGACAGACAAGCCCACUUACCAAGUUAUUCAGCCCAUCAAUGGUGACCCAUUUAUCGGGAGCCUCGAGACUCCGGUAACAUCAAGCCCAUUGAUCGCUUGGUACCUCUCCAACCUCCCGGCCUACCGGACAGCCGUGAGCCCACUUCUCCGGGGAAUUGAGGUUGGCCUGGCGCACGGCUACCUCCUAGUUGGGCCUUUCGUCAAGACAGGCCCGCUAAGAGAUACACCGGUUGCCGGCCCAGCCGGAUCUCUAGCAGCAGGAGGGCUUGUAGUUAUACUAAGCAUUUGCCUAACAAUGUAUGGGAUUGCAUCAUUCAAAGAAGGAGAGCCAUCGACUGCACCGGCAUUGACUUUGACUGGAAGGAAGAAGGAGCCAGACCAGUUGCAGACUGCUGAUGGUUGGGCCAAGUUCACUGGUGGGUUCUUCUUUGGUGGCAUUUCUGGGGUCAUUUGGGCCUAUUUCUUGCUCUAUGUCCUUGACCUUCCUUACUACGUCAAGUAAAAAAAAAAACAAGUUUAUUAGGACUCUUGUCUCUUUGUGUUGGUGAUGUACCUAUUUAGGAUUUGAAUUUGGGAAAUGAAAGUUUUUAUAUUGGAGGAGGAAUCACUUCAAGGAUGAUUGUUAUGUAUGGAAUUUGUCAUUUGUUUUGUGAAAUUGUGUAGAUAUCAUUGCUGAA
Molecule: messenger RNA, 911 nt
Organism: Camellia sinensis
Lineage: Eukaryota; Viridiplantae; Streptophyta; Magnoliopsida; Ericales; Theaceae
Source: RefSeq, a predicted model, not a curated record